GCAUCUACAGUAUUGAUGGGUCAGAGGUCAAAAUCUUCUCAUCUCUUGGUAAUGAUGAACCCAAAGGACCGCCAUCCUGCCCCCCACCCCCAGGGGGCCUUCAGUGGGACCGCGGGGAAGGAGGUGAACACAGCCUCGCUGUGUCGUAUCGGACAGGAGACGGUACAGGAGAUCGUCUCCAAGACUCAGGAAGUCUUCGGGCUGCUCAAGACGUGGCAGCUGCCCAAUGGAGUGAACCCUAACAUCCACCAGGAGAGACAGACUAAGCUGCAGGACCUGGUCAGACAGCGCUGGUUCCGUACGUGGAACAUCUAGAAGGGAAACACGAGGACUCGGAAAGCGACUCUGUCCGAUAUGUUAAUGAGGAAAGAAGGGACGUGGUGGAGAAAGUUAAGCAGAAGAACCAACAGUUGAAGGUGUUGAUGGACCAGCUGAGAGAGCUGAUCUGGGAUGUGAAUGCCAUGAUGGUGGCCAACAGUGCACGCUCUGCUGUCAGAUAGAACAACCUACCACAUGUGCUGUUAGAUAGAACAUACCAGGGUUCUCCCUAGUGCGUAUUUCAAUUUUUUUAAGGGGCUACUACGCUCUAAUUUGGGACCGCCAUACUAAAUGAGAACCACUACGCUAGUUCUCAAGUAGCGUAAUGAUAUUUUGCUAGAGUAACAAUACUUGAUUAAAAAUGAAAAA
Messenger RNA from Branchiostoma floridae (Florida lancelet), 687 nucleotides. Its product is annotated as mediator of RNA polymerase II transcription subunit 30-like. NCBI's taxonomy places the organism in Eukaryota, Metazoa, Chordata, Leptocardii, Amphioxiformes, Branchiostomatidae. The record is from RefSeq and is a predicted model, not a curated record. Gene Ontology annotation, biological process: positive regulation of DNA-templated transcription. Gene Ontology annotation, cellular component: mediator complex. Gene Ontology annotation, molecular function: transcription coregulator activity.